This is a messenger RNA of Peronospora belbahrii, 1677 nucleotides long. NCBI's taxonomy places the organism in Eukaryota, Oomycota, Peronosporomycetes, Peronosporales, Peronosporaceae. The record is from the annotation of a GenBank genome assembly.
AUGGCAAGUCUACUAGACGCAUCGCAAAUUUAUCUGGUUUUGGCUUGCGCUUUUCUACUGAUUGUAGCAACAACUGCAUCAUUUAGAGCGACAAAACAGGGUAGUGCCGACACCUGGGGUGAUUCAGACGUGAUAUUCAAGCAGCCUCUUACUGAAGCCACCGACUGGUUUCUCACGGAGCAAGAGAUAACGGUCUCACGCGGCGGGGAACCCCGAACUGAUCUUUCUGUCUACACAACGGGAAAUGCUAUUCGGUCCUUUACGAUUACGAAUGAAUUUUACGAUUCAGUUUACGACGACCUCACAGCAGUAGGAGAAGGUCAGCUCGUUUGGAUGACGAGUUGGGACUUCAAGCUUGUUCCACUUAAACCCGACGAAGAUGUUACAGGUGCCACCACGGGAGUGGGCACUGUGUUUGCAGGCGUUGUCGAGCGGGGAUGUGAACUCAACAUCCUCUGUUGGUUCAAUAUCUUGAAGCGGGAUAAUAAUAUUAAGGCGCGUGAUUUCAUCAAUUCCCUUCGUCCAUCCCCGGUCAACGGAGUUCGUGGGACAUUCAUCUUUGAUGAUCGUCUGCGCGCUAUUUCAUCGUCUCACCACCAAAAGACAAUAAUCAUUGCAGAUAGAAGUUCUUCCGAUCCCGAUGGGCAUCCGGUUGCCUACGUGGGAGGAAUUGACCUUACUAAUGAUCGUUGGGAUACCAUUUAUCAUAACAACUCGGCGCUUCGAGAUGCUUCUGGUAUCACCUUCCAUAACAAAGGCUGGAUAGACGGGGGAAUUCGUAUACAUGGUCCUGCAGCCAAAGACGUCGCCAACAACUUCCUUGCUCGUUGGAACUCCGACUACAAGCCGAACAAAAGCUUGAAAGAUGACAUGCUUGACUCUGAAAAUCCGAGUUUCGACAAAAUUGAUCCGCUUAACUAUGCUAGCAGUUCCGUGAGCUCAAACCUUGACGCGCAUAGCGUGCAGAUUGUCCGAACCUUCAGCUGCAAGUACAAGCACUACAAAGAGUUUGCUCCGCAUGGCGAACUAUCACUAUUUCAGGCGCGUAUUAAGGCUAUCAAGAAUGCCAAAAACUUCAUUUACAUCGAAGACCAAUAUUUUGUGCUCGUACCUAAACUGCUCGACGCCCUCGAGGAGGUGAUGCCAAGACUGUAUAAAGUGAUAGUGGUUGCCAAUGCCCCUGUGGGUAAUGUCGCAUACACUGGCUACCAAAAAUACUUUUACGACAUGGUGUCGCCUCUUAAGAAGAAGUAUCCAGACAAGUUGAAGGUGUACACUACAAAACUUGACUUGAAAAUCUACAUUCACAGCAAGAUCGUUAUUAUUGACGACGUAUACCUAUCUAUUGGAUCCGCCAACUGGAAUCGACGUAGUAUGACGUCAGAUUCGGAGCUUAACGCGAAUGUUGUGGACAAACGCAUUAUUAAGUCGCCUGAAGGGAUCACGGUCAACACGUUAGCACGUAACUUUCGUAUCCGCAAGUUUCAUGAGCUGACGGGUGUGAGCCUUAAUGAGCUUAACACGAUGACGUUUCCUGAGGCCGCAAACCAGUUUGAUGCCGCUGCCGCAGACAACUCGUCGCUUUUGCAAACACUAGAGGCUCAUUAUAACUUGUACUACAUUGCUUUUCCUGACUUCAUCCGCCAGCAAUUCGAUCCACAAGACACGUGCUCUUAA